UGGGUGUCUGAGAAGGAGGAGGAGAAAUAAUAGAUCAAUGGAAAAUCACACCUUAAACAGCUUUACCCUCCAGCUGGAGGGGUUAAAGGUCACAGAGACUUCUAUGUACCCCAUCUUUUUCUUCUUCCUGUUUUCUUACCUAGUGAUAAUGAUCCUGAAUGUGGGUAUUGUUGUCCUGAUUUGCAUUGAUAAAAGCCUCCAUCAGUCCAUGUACCUGCUGUUCUGUAACCUUCCAGUGAACGAUGUUCUUGGUAACUCGUACAUGGUGCCUCGGGUCAUGUCUGACCUCCUGAAGCCUCCCUCUGAGCGCCACAUCGGCUACUAUGAAUGUGUUGUUCAGGCUUUCUUUUCACAUGUCUUUGGCACCGCUUCCCACACGGUGCUCAUGAUCAUGGCCUUUGACCGAUACGUGGCCAUCUGUAAUCCUCUGCGUUACUCUGCAAUAAUGACCAACAGAAUGGUGCUGAAGCUGACCGUCUCUGCCUGGGGGGUGGCCUUUGUUCUGGUCGGGAUUCUGCUGGGUCUGACCGUACGGCUGAACCGAUGCAGGACUCUGAUCACGAACCCUUUCUGUGACAACGCCUCACUGUUCAAGCUGUCCUGUGAGAGCGUGGUCAUCAAUAACAUCUACGGCCUGACCUUCACCGUGGUUCUGUUCACAUCAUCUAUAGGCAGCAUCAUCCUCACCUACACUAAGAUCACCGCUGUCUGUCUGACCAGUAUGAACAAGACCCUGAACACAAAAGCCUUAAAGACCUGCAGCACCCACCUGGUGGUGUAUCUCAUCAUGCUUUUCUGUGGGAUCUUUAUAAUUACGCUGCAUCGCUUCCCUCAGUACUCAGACCAGAGGAAAAUAUCUGCCAUCCUGAUCCACAUAGUUCCCAGCAGCCUGAAUCCCAUCAUUUAUGGAGUUCAGUCAAAAGAAAUUAAGAAAUUCCUGUCAAAGUUUUUCCAGAGCAGGAAAAUUUGCUCGUUGUCUUAAAAACACAACUGUGCGUCUGCAAACAUGUGCUCAGUGUGUUUAUUCAGGAAAACUGUUUACAGAGGUCCUGUUGGGAUCCCGUUGUCCUGUUCUGAAUUUCUCAUCCGUCCCUCAUUGCUUUACAUUUCCAUCCUGGGAUUCAGGCUAUUGCAGUAAUCUGAUGAAGUGGUCUGGACCAACAGCUCUUCAGCUUUCUGAGGUCUGUCAGAGGUUUCCACUGAAAAGCUCAGUUUCAGUUUGGACUCUGUAACCGACCGCUUCCAGAGAUACUUAACUCUCAGACUCCUUAAGUCCUGAAUAACAAACAGCUUAGCAAAGAAACUCUAUUAAUUAGGCCUUAAGCUUCUUUGUUACUAACAAUGUCUCACAAUAAAAACAACUUGUUCCAUUUUCUUUGGUUGAAUUUGUUUAAAAAAAUCCUCAAAAUAAGAGUUUGAUGUAAAGAAACUGAAAUGAAGAGGAUUUGUGAAAGAGCUCCUGAAUAUUUUUGCAUGGUGUGCAGGAGCUUCAGGAUUAGGACACUAAACCAUUUCCAGCCAAUAUGCGAUGUUUCUAAGUCAAGUCUUUAGGAAUCGGGAUACAUAAUCUGCAGAGAUCUAACACAGAUGUGAGGAAGGCUGCUGGGAAUCACCAUGUUGGAGCUAAAUAACAAUUUAGAUCCUUACAAAACAGUCAGUAUGCUAACAUGUGUGGCCAUGCAGUACCUGUCUGCUUGGACUUAAUGAGAGUUUUCUGACUCCUUAGAUCUGGAAUUCUUCUUGAUGCUUAUUGUUAUUAUAUAUUGCUUUUAUUACCUCAGCCAUCAGUCUGCACAUGGUUAUAUGACUACUUUUAAAUAGGUCUUCACACGUCCUGCUAUAGCCGAUGGGUUGUUGUACACAGGAAUAAAACUUUAGAACAAGACUUACUCCCAAAUUAAUUCUUAGCAGGUCUGCAAGCACUGCAAUGUAAUUAUUGUUGACCAGAAACUAAACCAACAAAUGAAGAUCAAGGUAAAAACCUUUAAUGGUGCUAAGGGAUGAAGGAGGAAUCAUUAUCAGUGGGAACUCUGCUGUAAAAGAAGGAGUUCUGCAGCAUCCAGGUGCAUUAAUGCAAUGCCAGGAUGGAAAGACAUCAGCAAUCACCUCAGAGCAGCUGCUGCUGUGAGGACAUGCUGACUAAGGCUACAUUCACACUGCAGGGAAAUGCGGUCCAAAUCCAAUCUUUUCAUAGCAGUGUGAACAGCCAAAUUCCUGUCUUUUCAAAAAAUAAAAAUAAAAAUCUGACUUGUACCACUUAUGCCAAUUCUUAUAGUAUCAACUAUUUUUCAAAGCAUCUGUAGUCUGAACGGUCAUAUCACAUUUCAUCCGUCUCUCACUACACGUCCACACAGCAGCAGCUAUGUAUAUAUCCAUAAAGGCCGUAGUUAGGAGCUCUGCUGCUUUCUGCCUUCCUCAUUUUGUCUUGCUAUGAUAUGGUCUUAAUAUGGUCGGCUCCCAUUGCUCAAUAGCUUUCUAAUACCAAAGAGAGAUGCUGGCCAGUAUCUGCAGUUUAUUUCAGUUUUUUUAAAUGAAACUUUAUUGAACAAAACUUCUAGAAACAAUUACAUUCGCCUUCUGUUAUCUGCACCUUUGGGUUGCUAUGUGGUCUUGAACCAUUCAGACAGAAGUAUGAUGGCGGCUGUAUUUAAUAGUAAAACGAAUGGCGACCGUAAAAAAAUCUGAUUUCAGCAAAAAAUUGGAUUUGAGGUGGUGAAACACCUGAGAGACAUCACAGGGCUCCUGUUGGACCGGCAGAGGACGUCUCAGCCUGGGUCUACACUUCAUCCUGCACCACCUCGACCAUCCAGGGACAUACAUCAGGAUCCUGUUUGUAGACCUCAGCUCAACCUUUAACACCACGAACCCAGACAUCCUCCACCAGGAGCUCACCCGGUGCAAAGUGCUGCUCUCCUCCUGUCAGAGGACCAGCAGCUUCCUGACCAACCGCCAGCAGCAGGUGAAGCUGGAGAGCAUCUUCCCCCUCCUCUUCUGCCUGUUCACCGAUGACUGCACAUCUCAGGACCUGCCUGUGAAAUUCCUGAAGUUUGCAGAUGACACCACUGUUAUUGGGCUAGACCAGAAUGGUGAUGGGUCUGCAUACAGACAGGUAGUAGAUUGGGAGGACCAUGGGCAGAGAUGCUCUUCUAUCUCUGUGUGGUUCAGUUCAUCUACAAAGCUUGAAGGGUCCAGACUGCAAUGAACAAUUAGAGGUGCAGAUAGGAUCAUCCGUGGCCUGCACAGGUUCUUCAGGUCGGAGCUACAGAGCGCUGAUAGCUAAAAUGAGCCACACAGAGCCAGUUUCUACCUCCAGGCUCUGACUCUGAUGAACACCUUACAGUCAGGGUAUCCAGCUACUCUGCUGAGAACAAACGCUCCUGUACACACUGUUCUUAC
This is a messenger RNA of Fundulus heteroclitus (mummichog), 3396 nucleotides long. RefSeq names its product putative gustatory receptor clone PTE03. Gene Ontology annotation, molecular function: olfactory receptor activity; G protein-coupled receptor activity. Bases 38 to 982 code for a protein of 314 amino acids. Gene Ontology annotation, biological process: G protein-coupled receptor signaling pathway. The record is from RefSeq and is a predicted model, not a curated record. Gene Ontology annotation, cellular component: membrane. Lineage: Eukaryota; Metazoa; Chordata; Actinopteri; Cyprinodontiformes; Fundulidae. The transcript is spliced from 2 exons.